Molecule: messenger RNA, 1507 nt
Organism: Trichoderma citrinoviride
Lineage: Eukaryota; Fungi; Ascomycota; Sordariomycetes; Hypocreales; Hypocreaceae
Product: nitrogen permease regulator 2
Exons: 7
Coding region: 61-1359 (432 amino acids)
Biological process (GO): negative regulation of TORC1 signaling; positive regulation of autophagy
Cellular component (GO): vacuolar membrane; GATOR1 complex
Molecular function (GO): GTPase activator activity
Source: RefSeq, a predicted model, not a curated record
UUAUUCAAACCUCGUCUCUUCAUCUCACUUCAGCGCCAUGCCGCUGCACUCAUCAUCACCAUGAUCCUCGGCAUCUUUUACGCGCGAUUCUUCCCCCAGGAAGGCCCCAAAAUCGUCGCCCAAUCCCCCCCAGGCUGCAUCACCGCCUUCAACCUAUCCUCAUCCUCCGGCAACAACAACAACAACAACAACAACAACACCACCAACAACAACACCACCACCCCGCUCAUCGACUUCGAGAUCCUCCAGGAAUACAUCAUCCCCCGCCAGGCCUUCUGCAACCGCUACGUCUCCGUCAACUCCCCCGACGGCAAGUACACCAUCCUGGGCUUCCCCGUCGUCAUCCCCCACACAAAGUACAUGCGCAACGAGUUCAUCUUCAACUUUGGCCUGCUCGUCGACGCCGAAUGCGACCACUCGCCCUUUGAGACCGUCGUCCGCUGCCUCGCCGAGACCUUUGCCGAGAUGGAGAAGCAGAACGAGUACCUCAGCCUCAGCGAGGCAAAGGGGCCCGAGGACGACGCCGUGCGCAGGCCCAUUGAGAGCCUGCUGGAGAUUGUCAAGGAGGAUCUCAACAACUACGGCGAGUGCAUGAUUCCGGUUGACGAAGCAAACAUCAUCAACAUGAAGCUCUUCCCCCACCACGCCACGCCCCCCGUCGUCAAGGGCUGGCACGUCCCCGUCGCCCGCACAAAGUUCCCCGAGAUCGUCGACCCGACCUGGGACAUCACGCUGCAAAAGGUCGUCGCCAGGAUCGACGGCGUCUCCGACGUCCGCCGCAUCGCCCACGAGGCCUGCGUCUCCCUCGACCUCGCCAAGAUCGCCAUCCGCCACCUGCUCUACUACGACACCAUCCUGCUGCUCGACAUCUUCUUCUUCAGCUCCUGCUACGCGCCCCGGCCGGGCAUCCACGACUUCAUCCGCAACGUCGACGGCAUCGUCGACGAGUGCGCCGGCUACGUCUCCCACGGCAGGGCCCGCGUCAGCAACUACCUGCUCAUCCGCUUCAUGGCCUCCUUCGCGCCCGGCAAGAGCGUCAAGGAGUGGAUCAUGAACCACCGCGACGCCGGCUUCGAGCUCAUGUCCUACAUCGACAUCCGCCGCUUCGUCCAGUUUGGCGUCAUCAAGGGCUGCCUCUACCGCGUGCACAAGUACGUCGUCUCCAAGCAGUAUCUCGCCUCGCUCGCGACGGGGCAGAGCAGGCCGCUGGCGGGCGGCGACCCGUUGCAAAAAUACACCGACGGGUGCCACCACAUGGAUCAGAUCAUGACGGAGCAGAACUUGACCAAUGACCAGGUCAUGGAUAGGCUCAAGAUGUUGCCCGUUCCCAGGGGCGACAUCACGGUGUUUUACAGGUAGCUUUCUGGAAGAAUAAGGAGUUUCAGGAGUAUCAUUUUGAUAUCUAUACUAUAUACAGCAUCUAGGUUUUCGUGAAAUCUAUAUAAUCAUAUCAUACAUGCCUUUUCUUCCCUUUCCCCCUUUUUUUUGAUAAUGUUACAACGCGAUG